Mus musculus (house mouse) is the source of this 397-nucleotide messenger RNA. It is a transcript of the gene Defb28, whose product is annotated as defensin beta 28. Bases 13 to 282 code for a protein of 89 amino acids. The transcript has 3 exons. Gene Ontology annotation, cellular component: extracellular region. The record is from RefSeq and is marked validated. Gene Ontology annotation, biological process: defense response to bacterium; innate immune response. NCBI's taxonomy places the organism in Eukaryota, Metazoa, Chordata, Mammalia, Rodentia, Muridae.
AGCACAUUCAGUAUGCUACAGACUCGCUCCUCCACCCUCUCGGGACACAAUAAGCUCUGGUUCCUGACCUUAGCUGUCCUUGUGGUCCUGGCUCAGACAUCCCCAGAGGGAUGGUUCAGAACCUGCUUUUAUGGCUUGGGGAAAUGCAGGCGCAUAUGCAGGGCCAAUGAGAAGAAGAAAGAGAGAUGCGGAGAGAGAACUUUUUGCUGUCUCAGAGAAACAAACUCAAGACUAUCCCACAUUCCAGUGACCAAAGAUCGGGAAAAGGAUGAGUCAUGUUGAGAUCCGAGAAGCCUCAAGGCAUUGGCAAGCCAAGGAGAGAGGCCUGCGGAGAACCAAUCUUCCUUUGGACUUCGUCCCCAGAAUUCUGAGAAAUUAAACUUCUGUUGUUCAACUC